Microdochium trichocladiopsis is the source of this 864-nucleotide messenger RNA. RefSeq lists its product as uncharacterized. The coding region runs from base 1 to 528 and encodes 175 amino acids. The record is from RefSeq and is a predicted model, not a curated record. The transcript has 2 exons. Lineage: Eukaryota; Fungi; Ascomycota; Sordariomycetes; Xylariales; Microdochiaceae.
AUGAACCGGUCGGCUGAUUGGGCGGGAAGUGUGGCCCCUGGUUUGGGUGCCGUUGUCGUUGUCCCCCUUCAAGUUCCAGUGCCUCGAGACAACACACGCAUGCAAGUUGUCUCGAUUCUCAUCAUUCAAGUGCAUCCUCGCGACACGCAGGAGACUCGUACUACACAGUUAUGUGUCACCCGGCAGCUCUUCCAUUCGACAGACCUCGUCAGCCACACCUUCGAGCUGGCUGGUACGCGGCCGAAUUGGACUAUCAGGGAGUCAACGAACACGACACAUCCGAGCGAGGGUCCAAGUGUGGUCGGAUCUGUCGACAUCGCCACAAUAUCAUCAAACGCUCAGCAAGAGGAUGCGCUGCUCUCAAUACUGCGAGCUAUGAACGUGAAUCCUGAAUGGGAUCAGCGCAACUGGUUCGAUGAUGUGUUAAGAAGAUUGCGAGAGACGUGGCCGACGGAGUUCGCCGACGACAUGAUAGCCCCAUUCCUCGACUACACCGUCAGACUACUCGUCGACGCGCCAUUGGACUGAGUAGGCCGGCAACAAAAACAACUUUAGAUGCUAUGCUACGAAGAAAUAUCUGGGAGGAGACCUAGCAUGAACCGCAUGUAGCCAUAACACUCGAGCUGCGACUUUCACACCGCUGCUGGCAACCAGCCCUUGCACGCAAUGGCGACCGCAAAGCCCCUUCACCGGCCUUCCCCAGCACAUCAGCCGCCAGGUCUUGCGGACGGUCAUCUGCGUGCGUCCGUGAGUCCAAUAGAAGCUACUUCGUCGGGUUUCUGAGAGAUGGGCAUGACAGAGGCAAAAGUGUGAAACAUGGCAUAUGCUAGAGCACUGAGGCUCCAUGCAGUCGCCGAACACCCU